AUGACUGCGCCCCCUGACUUCAUCGAUCUUCUCUGUGGUUGGCCGAACCCCGCGCUGUUACCCGCACCAGAUUUGCUCCGCUCCGCCACGACCGUGCUAACCACGCCUGAUAUCACGAACCCUGCGCUCCAGUAUGGCCCCGAUGAGGGCUAUGAGCCUCUCAGGGCCCACGUGGCCCACUGGCUGGAGACCUUUUACCAGCCUUGCGACCGUAUCUCGUUACUACGCAUCUGUAUCACGGGCGGGGCUAGUCAGAAUCUUGCCUGCGUCCUCCAGGUCUUCACUGACCCGCUCUACACGCGCACCGUCUGGAUGGUAGAACCAACUUACCACCUGGCAGGCCGUAUCUUCGAUGAUGCGGGCUUUGAUGGGCGAGUGCACGGCGUCCCAGAGAAUGACGAGGGGUUAGACCUCGAAUUUCUAGAGGCUGGAUUGCAGGCGGCGGAGAAGAAGGCCGCAGCAGAGGGGAACACGGAACCGAAAAUUAAACUUCCCCGGCCUUGGCGCAAGAUCUAUAAGCACGUUAUUUACGGCGUGCCGACCUUUGCCAACCCGUCUGGCAAGAUCAUGUCUGUGGGCCACAGAGAGGAGCUGGUGCGUCUGGCUCGAAGGUACGAUGCCCUGCUGGUCACAGACGACGUUUAUGAUAUGCUGCAGUGGCCGUCCACUCCGGGUGGAGACCCUGCACAGACUGAACACCCAGUUGCACCACGCUUGGUGGACGUGGAUCGCUACUUAGACGGGGGUCCCGUUGAUGAAUGGGGCCACACAAUCAGCAACGGCAGUUUUAGUAAACUCAUCAGCCCCGGGGCUCGCACGGGAUGGGCAGAAGCGUCGGAGAAGCUUGCGUAUGGGUUGUCGCAAGUAGGGUCUUCUCGGUCAGGAGGAGCUCCUUCGCAGCUGUCUGCCGCGUGCGUUGACCAGCUACUUGCCACUGGGUUCUUGGAAACCUAUGUUCGGGAUACUCUGCGGCCCGCUUAUGGGGAUCGAUACCACAGGAUGAUCGCCGCGAUUGAGGAGUAUUUGGUCCCCCACGGAGUUUCCGUGCCAGAACCUCCCGGUCCGGUUGCUGGUGGGUAUUUCAUUUGGAUCAAGCUACCAAGUGAUGUGGAUGCAGCAGAUGUAGUCAGGCGCGCUCAGCGGGAGGAGAACCUUCGGCUAGCUCCAGGGACCCUAUUCCAGGUCAUUGGUGACCAAGGCGCCGAUAAGAAUCGAUUUUCUGAUCGGCUUCGCCUAUGCUUUGCAUGGGCGGAACCACAGCAGUUGACUGAGGGCGUACGGAGACUCGGAGCUCUGUUGGGCCGAAUGGUCUAG
Penicillium chermesinum is the source of this 1314-nucleotide messenger RNA. RefSeq names its product aminotransferase-like domain-containing protein. The transcript has 3 exons. Lineage: Eukaryota; Fungi; Ascomycota; Eurotiomycetes; Eurotiales; Aspergillaceae. Gene Ontology annotation, molecular function: L-2-aminoadipate:2-oxoglutarate transaminase activity; pyridoxal phosphate binding. The record is from RefSeq and is a predicted model, not a curated record. Bases 1 to 1314 code for a protein of 437 amino acids. Gene Ontology annotation, biological process: biosynthetic process.